This is a messenger RNA of Trichobilharzia regenti, 2326 nucleotides long. NCBI's taxonomy places the organism in Eukaryota, Metazoa, Platyhelminthes, Trematoda, Strigeidida, Schistosomatidae. The record is from the annotation of a GenBank genome assembly.
AUGACGUUUCGAGCACAAUUUAUUGCUCAUAAUCAUAUCAAGGUAAUCACACGACUUCCUAAAUUCAUUUAUAUAGUUCCAUUGUUUUUCUCUUGAUUUUCACUUGAUUUGAUUGGUAAUAGUAUUUUCCAUAUUUCAGGUAUGAGUGACGAGUCAUUCCUAUUGCAUGUGUUGGCUGUAGACUCGAUGAACAAGGAUUCGGUAAUCAACCUCUCUCUCCACCUACCUAGAUUACUUUUUAGAACUUUAACCCUGUCACAUUCUAUUGUGUGGUUGUGUGUUAGCGCAUGCAUUGCAAUUGUUGAGCUUUUUUCUAAAUUACUUAUCUUCUCGGGGUCAACCAUUCUUACCUUAGCUAAAUUCUUAUGCUCUGACAAUCUGACUACACCUGACCUACUAGUUUGACCUAUGUAGUUGACCUCACAGUCAUUGCAUGGUAUUUUGUAGAUUUUAUUAUUUUGUCUAAUUGGUUCAACUGGGUCGUUUAACCUACACAGCUUGUCCCUGAGUGAGUUUGUAGGUUUAAAUGCCACCCUAAUUCCUGCUUUAUUUAGAAUCCUACGUAGUGUCUCAAAUGUCCCCUCUUUAUAUGGUAUAACUGUGGAUGAUUUAUAUUCUUUCUUAUUUAUGUUAUUAUUACUAGUUUCACAAUUAUUUUUAUUUUGUGUUUUGGCCUUUAAUGAUCUUCCUAAUGAAUUUUAUAGGAUAGUUAUUCAACACCAACGCUUCUUCUAUCUGUUUUAAUUCAUCAUUUAGAUCUUUUUUUGUGCCACUUAGUGCCACUGCUCGGUUUGUUAAACAUUGAACUAAGCCUGCCUUAACAGUUAAAGGAUGAGACGAAUUAAAGUCUAAAUAUCUAUUAGAAUGAUUUUUAGUUGUAAAACUCUCAUAUGGAAUUUUCUUAUCAAGAGUAUUCUUUGUUUUACAGAAAACAUACUGAUUAGGUUUAGAUAUUGACAAAAUAUGUGCAGUGUAAAAUUAGGUAGUUUCUCUCUGUGGUGGCUAAAACUAAAAUAUAAGAUGUACAUUUCUAUCUACUUAUGUCUACACUGCUUAGCCUAGAAAUUAGGAUUUUGGUAUUUAUAACAAUGAAUACUGAGGUCGAUUAUCGACCUUUCACCUAUAAAGAAUACACAAUGUCUAUAGUGGUAUGAAUAAGUGUUUCUGUUAUCUUCUACUCUAACAAUAUGUAGAAUUUCUACAAGAAUGUGGAUUUCUUCAGUGAACUUAAUUACACCUUUCAUCAAUUAGUGAACUGGUAGAAACUGUAGAAAAACGAAUCGGACAAUUAGUGCACGGUCAUAACAUCGUGAGGAAUCUACACCAGCACAUGCGUCGUUCACAGUUUGAAUAAGUUUCCAGUCACCCAUCAUUUACAGUAAAUACUGUAGAUUUCGUGACGAACCGACACCAGUUAGGGUAUCACUGAGAACCAGGAAUCAGUGGAUAGCUGUCUCGUCCUAGUUUGGGAUUCUUCAGCAUUACGUACCUGCGACCCCACCCCCACCAAGGAUUAGCCCCGAGAUCUUCAAGUUAUGAGGCGAAGCUCGUUUGCCAUUCAGUCAUUUGUUGUUGUUGUUGAGAUUCGAUGAUCUGUGAAUUCCAACUUCUGUCAUUUCGUGAUAUGGCACUUACCCUAAUCCGAUGCCUUCGAUGGUGUCAUCCACUUCACUGUUAAAAUAUGCUGAACCCAUUUGGUCAUGAAUUUUCAGGACAUCUAUCCAGUAUCCAUCACUGACCUGGAAAGUAAUAGUUGGGUUAUAGAAUUUUGUAGGAAUUCGGAUUACUUUCAAUGUAGGUUUGAUAACAUUUAUUGAUUGGAUAAUUGUCUUCUUUAAUUCUGUAGAUAUUUCAUAACAGUUUUUUUUAAAUAUCUCUCGCUCUUAUUGGAUACAGAUAAAUCAAUAUGCCAAAGGCAUCGAAUACUGCUAGUAAAGGUGAUAAUGCAAAAAAUUCUAAAUCUGGUGGGAAGACUUCCAACAAAACAGAUUCUGGAUCAUCAUCAGGAAGCGCUGGAAAACAGUCGAAAACAGCGAACGCAGUAAAAGUGCGUCAUAUACUGUGUGAAAAGCAAAGCAAGUGUUUAGAAGCUUUAGAACAACUUAAAAAUGGUAAACGUUUUAAUCAAGUCGCAGAAAUGUACAGUGAGGAUAAAGCACGUUCAGGUGGUGAUUUAGGAUGGAUGUCACGUGGUUCAAUGGUUGGUGCAUUUCAAGAUGCAGCAUUUGCUUUGCCAGUAUCAACUUUAGAAAAUCCCAAGUAUACAGAUCCACCAGUGAAAACUCAAUUCGGUUAUCAUAUUAUUAUGGUUGAAGGGAAACGAUAA